AUGGCGCAGAGGCAACACGGGCUUCAGCGGCCGUUCGAUUCGCACCAGGUCGGCUCGUGGGUGCUCAUCGGCUGCUUCCUCGGCCUCUUUUACGGGCUGUACUUGCCCCUGCAUCUCAACACCGCCGCUGGGAUCGCUCUCAUCGCACUGUAUUCGGCGUCGGCGGGAUCCGCGCUGGUGUUUGGGUUCCUUACGACCCACACCGACGCGGCUGACCCGGCCGUCAUCGCCAAGCGCGUCGGCCCGCCCACCGUGUCUGGCCCGGGCGCGGGGAUAAACUACUGCUACCUGUGCGAGGUGGGGGUGGCGAAGCGGACGCGGCACUGCCGGCGGUGCGACAAGUGCGUGGCGAUCUUCGACCACCACUGCCCGUGGGUCAACACCUGCAUAGGGGAGGGCAACUACCGCUACUUCCUCGCCAUGCUCGCUGCCGUCGGCGCGAUGACGGCGCUGCAGCUCGCGACGGCGGUGCAGGCCUGCGUUGGGCUAACCGACUCGUCCUUCGUGCGGGACGUGGAGGACACGUACGGCGGGAUGCCGUCCGCCGUGUACGCGGUCCUCAUGGGACUGACCGGGCUCGCGGCGCUCGCGGCCUUUUUCCUCGUCUCGCAGCUGCUCUUCUUCCACCUCGGCCUCAUCCACCGCGGCGUCACCACCUACGAGUUUAUUGUCGCCCAGCGCCGCAAGGCGGCGCAGCAGCCGGAGCGGCCGUCCUCGCGCUGGCAGAGAUGCAACGACGAGCUGCAGAAGAACGCGCCCUGCCUGUCGAUGUGCCAACUCUGCUGCGAGGAGGCGAUGCAGAAGCGCGCCGCCCGCCGCAAGCAGGCCUCCGUGCGCCCGCGACCCGUCAGCGGCACGCAGAUGUCUUCCCUGCCGCAGCGGCCCGGCACGUCCAAGCGGAUGAGUGGCUCCGCGCCUAGCUCCGCGUCAGACGCACCGCCCGGCUCGGCGCGACGAGGGAACGGCGCGGCCAGUUCCGCGCCGAGCCCCGCCCCAGCGUGAAGGCGGGACGGCUUGUAUAUUCGCGGCGCCGUCGUCGUUUGUGUGUCGACCGCACGCGCCUUCGGCCUUGUGGCCGCGCCGCGCGUCCUCUCUCCAUCCCCCGGGGACGUCGCUUGUGUGUUCGGAUAUUUACCACGAGUCACCCAUU
This is a messenger RNA of Emiliania huxleyi CCMP1516, 1150 nucleotides long. RefSeq lists its product as hypothetical. Gene Ontology annotation, biological process: protein targeting to membrane; peptidyl-L-cysteine S-palmitoylation. The coding region runs from base 1 to 1002 and encodes 333 amino acids. Gene Ontology annotation, molecular function: protein-cysteine S-palmitoyltransferase activity. Gene Ontology annotation, cellular component: Golgi apparatus; endoplasmic reticulum. The transcript is spliced from 2 exons. NCBI's taxonomy places the organism in Eukaryota, Haptophyta, Isochrysidales, Noelaerhabdaceae. The record is from RefSeq and is a predicted model, not a curated record.